AUGGUUCUGCGACAGAUGUUCUGGCGAACUCUCUUCAGUAACCCGCCAACAUAUCCUUUCGCAAGUCACGCAAUCUGGCACUGCUUCGCUGCGGUUCUGCUUCUUGCCGCGGCGAGCAGCACGAUCGGCGUACAGCCUGCCGCCGCUGACUUCUCCCAGCCCAUCGGCGUGUGCUGGGGCCGCAACUCGUGGCAGCAGAUGCCGCCUAAAGCCGUCGUGAAGCUGCUUCAAGACAACGGCAUCAAGCGGCUGAAGCUGUUCGGCGCUGACGUGGACAUUCUGCGCGCGCUGGUGGGCACGGACAUCGAGGUGGCGGUGAUGCUGCAGAACGAGUACCUCAGCCUCCUCGCCGGCUCGCAGAAGGAAGCGACAAAGUGGCUCAGUAACAACGUGUCGCCCUUCGUCUUUCCCCAAGGAGUCAACAUCCGGGAGAUCGCCGUGGGGAACGAGCCGUUCCUGCAGGGCUAUCAGGGCAUGUACGAGUCCUCCGUGGUGCCAGCCAUGCGCAACAUGUACAGUGCGCUACAGGACGCCAAACUAGACGACAAAAUCAAGCUCACCGUGCCUCUUAACGCGGAUAUUCUCGGGAGCUCGUACCCGCCCUCCUCGGGCGAGGUUCGGGGAGAUAUUUUGGAGGAUAUUACCGCAAUAGCAGAUAUUUUGAAGCAGUCGGGUGGAACGUUCUCGAUAAAUAUCUACCCGUUUCUGACGCUGCACCAGGACACGACGGGGGCUAUAGGGCUGAACCAGGUUUUCUUGGGGCAGCCUGGCGGGCAGGCGUGGCAAUUCAAGGAUCCAAAGAGCGGGCUGAAAUACGACAACAUUUUCGAUGGGGCGUUUGAUGCUGUGGUGGCCGCUCUGCAGAAGAUUGGAUACGGCGAUCUGCCGAUCGAGAUCGGUGAGAUUGGGUGGCCAUCCGACGGUCAGGGUGACACGAGGGGCUACGCCACGGUGGACAAUGCCUACCGUUUCAACCAGGCCAUCCUAGCCCACAUGCUGUCAGGACGAGGCACGCCGGCCCGCCCGAAUCAAAUCUUGAGUGGGUACCUCUUCGCGCUUGCAGACGAGGACAGGAAGCUCACUCUAGCCGGCCCGUUUGAGAGGCACUGGGGGAUUUUCCGCGCGGACGGGACCCCGAAGUACCCCCUGGAUUUGACGGGCGGCGGGAAGAAUGUUACUCUGAAAAGUGCGACGGGGAUUGUGUUGUACCCUGGGCGAUGGUGUGUGGCCAAGGAGGGUGCGGACCCGCAGAAAUUGGCCGAUGCGGUGACGUACGCAUGUGGGGAUACGAAGCCUUCGGAUUGCACGCCUGCUCAGGUUGGUGGGUCGUGUUACUUCAAUGGUAGCACUGCAAAGGUUGCGACCUAUGCGUUUAAUAGCUACUUCCAGCUGAAUAACCAGUCGGGUGGGGCGUGCGACUUUAAAGGAGUUGCUGAGGUGGUGCAGAGUAAUCCUACCCAGGAUCAAUGCAGAGUGAAGUUUGCUGACGAGCGGUUGGCUCCCGGCCACGCUCUUCAUGGAUCUGUCUUGGGUAGAAGAACAGAGCAACUGGAGUCGCUAUUCAAGCUGGGGAAGAAGCUUGGACAGGGCCAGUUCGGCGUGACGUUCCUGUGCACGGAGAAAGCCACGGGGAAGGAGUACGCGUGCAAGACCAUCGCAAAGAAGAAGCUUAUAUCGAGGGAGGACGUGGAGGACGUGAAACGCGAGGUGGCGAUCAUGCAUCACCUGUCGGGCCAUAACAACAUCGUUUGCAUUAAGGGCGCGUACGAGGAUAACGCAAAUGUGCACAUUGUCAUGGAGCUCUGCACGGGAGGCGAGCUCUUCGAGCGCAUCAUUAAAAAGGGUCACUACAGUGAGCGGCAGGCGGCGGAGCUAACGCGGACGAUCGCGAAGGUGAUAGAGGCGUGCCACUCGCUGGGCGUGAUCCACCGCGACCUCAAGCCGGAGAACUUUCUCUUCGCCAGCAAGUCCGAGACUGCUGAUCUCAAGGCCACCGACUUCGGCCUCUCCUACUUCUUCAAGCCAGGCGAGUACCUGUCGGACGUGGUGGGCAGCCCCUACUACGUGGCGCCAGAGGUGCUGCGGCGGCGGUACAGUGAGAAGGCAGACGUUUGGAGCAUGGGCGUUAUCAUCUACAUCCUGCUCAGCGGUGUCCCGCCCUUCUGGGCAGAGACGGAGCAGGGUAUCUUUGAGGCGGUGCUGCGGGGCGAGCUGGACUUUGAGUCGGACCCGUGGCCGUCCAUCAGUGAGGACGCCAAGGACCUCAUCCGCCACAUGUGCUGCCUCGACCCCAAGAAGCGCUACUCUGCUUAUGAUGUGCUCUGCCAUCCGUGGGUGGCCAAGGACGGCGUGGCACCCGACAAGCCACUGGGUUCCGCCGUGCUGUCCCGCCUGAAGCAAUUCACAGCAAUGAACAAGCUGAAGAAGAUGGCGCUGCGGGUGAUUGCAGAGAGCAUGUCGGAGGAGGAGAUCUCGGGGCUCAAGGAGACGUUCAAGAUGAUGGACACGGAUGGCAGCGGCACCAUCACGUAUGAGGAGCUGCGCGCCGGGCUCAAGCGGAUCGGGUCUACUCUCAACGACAUGGAGAUUAAAGAGCUUAUGGAUGCGGCUGACAUUGACGGCAACGGCACGAUCGACUACGGCGAGUUCCUGGCAGCGACAGUGCAGCUGAACAAGAUAGAGCGCGAGGAGACGCUGUUUGCGGCCUUCUCCUACUUUGACAAGGACUCCUCGGGCUUCAUCUCCACCGAUGAGCUGCAGGACGCGUGCCGCGAGUAUGGGGUGGACGAGGAGUGCAUCGUUGAGACCAUGCGCGACGUUGACACUAACAAUGAUGGCAUCAUUGACUAUAACGAGUUUGUUGCCAUGAUGAGGCAAGGGAACGGAGGGAUUGGCAGGAAGAGUCUGGGCGGCAGCUGGACCAGUGGCAAUCUCUUUCGGGACCUUGUGGCUGCAGGCCAAAAGGCUGGCCCCAACUCACCCCUCGCUUCCGUACAACCCUGA
Messenger RNA from Closterium sp. Yama58-4, 3003 nucleotides. NCBI's taxonomy places the organism in Eukaryota, Viridiplantae, Streptophyta, Zygnematophyceae, Desmidiales, Closteriaceae. The record is from the annotation of a GenBank genome assembly.